AUGCACAAUUGGCGCCAAAUCAGCACCAUUCUUUGGUCAUAUCAUUACGGAAAGUGGGUUAAACUUGUACAGAAAGUUCAUACAGGUCACAUGGGAAUUACGAAAACACUUGAACGUGCUAAAGAUUCAAUAUUCUGGCCAGGCAUGUCCAAGCAAAUUAAAGAAUAUGUAAGCAAAUGUAGCAUAUGUCUAACAUACCGCGACGCAAACACAAAAGAACCGCUUAUGACUACAGAAUUCCCCAAAAGACCUUACCAAAAAAUAGCAGCAGACCUGUUCCAUUUUCAAGGUAAAGAGUAUCUACUGACGAUAGAUUAUUAUUCAAGAUUUUUUGAAAUAGACCAUUUACAAAACACAACAUCAAAAACAGUCAUUCUGAAACUUCAGAAACAAAUGUCGAGACUGUCAAUACCUGAAGUCUUUGUCUCAGACAAUGGUACUCAAUUUUCAAGCUCCGAAUUCAAAGAAUUUGCUAAAGAGUGGGGUUUCGAGCACAGAACUUCAUCCCCCGGAUACCCCCAGUCGAACGGUCUUGCGGAAAAGGGCGUAGAUAUCGCCAAAAAAACUAAUGCAAAAGGCUAA
Messenger RNA from Ruditapes philippinarum (Manila clam), 582 nucleotides. RefSeq lists its product as uncharacterized. Gene Ontology annotation, biological process: DNA integration. The record is from RefSeq and is a predicted model, not a curated record. Bases 1 to 582 code for a protein of 193 amino acids. NCBI's taxonomy places the organism in Eukaryota, Metazoa, Mollusca, Bivalvia, Venerida, Veneridae. The transcript has a single exon. Gene Ontology annotation, molecular function: nucleic acid binding.